Molecule: messenger RNA, 1548 nt
Organism: Rotaria sp. Silwood1
Lineage: Eukaryota; Metazoa; Rotifera; Eurotatoria; Philodinida; Philodinidae
Source: the annotation of a GenBank genome assembly
AUGAGUGAGUGUCUCAAUGAUACAUAUCGAUGCCAUUAUGGUGGACAAUGCAUUCCAUUGACAUUUGUACAAGAUGGACCUACAAGUGCAGAUUGUCUUGACGGUACGGAUGAGAUAGAAUUAUAUGAAGAAGAGCUUUACCGUUCUAAAAGUGCUUGCUAUACUUUUCCAACAUUUUGUUGUGAAGAACAUACUGGCCGACACCGUCGCUCUUUUCCAUGUGGUGAUGGACAAUAUGCUCUUUCUGAUAUUGGAAGUUUAUCUGCUCAACGUUUUUGUGCCAAUGGUCGAGAUAUGCUGGUGGCAUCGUAUCGAGUAAGACCUUUUCCUGAUAUAUUCGACUCGCUUGUCGAUCAAAUUGCCUACUCCACAUUGGUCUCGAACAUAGACAUUCUAAAACAACUAUUAACUAAUUCAAUAUCGACAUAUAUGUUAAUCCCUUGUGAAUCUAUAGGAAAAAAAUGUUUAACAAAUUGGCUUUUUAAAGUUGAAGUAUACUAUGCUUAUUCAAAGUUUCACUAUAUUUAUUUACCUAAUCGAUUAUUCAUAGAUUUUGCUUUAUUUAUUAAUCCUGAUUUUAUUUGUUUCAAUCCUAAAGAUUGUCCCGCACUGACGAACUGUGUCAGAGAUAUCGAUCUAAAAAAUGGACUCGUUUGUUGCCCUACUAGGGCAUUAUCUAACGAAUCAUUUACUGAUGGCUUUGAAGUCAAACUUGCUAUUGAAAAAUUGUUUUUUCGUUGCUCGACGACUGAUAUAGAACAAUCAUGUUCACAUUCAUCGCUUUUUCAUUGUCCACUUUCAUUGAAAUGUAUUUCAAAAUAUUGUCUUGUUGAUGGGAUUCUUGAUUGUUAUUUUGAAGAAGACGAAGCAUUUCCUACUUGUCAAUUAAACGACUCAAAACGAUUUAUUUGUAAAUCUGAACAGAGCAAAUGUUUAUCGCCAAUAGCAGUACAAGACGGAAAGGAUGAUAGUCAAAAUAAAGAAGAUGAAAUGACUGAAAAUCAACAUAAUACUUUAAUAGGAGAUGUUCCAUUUGGCUUGAUAUGUGAUGGAAAAACUCAUCCGUUAUUAUCAAAAUCGAAUGAAACCGAUGAAACAAAUUGAUAUUUUCCAGCAAAUCAAACUGCCUUACCGAAUCGAAAUGACUCCAAAGUUAAAAAAGGAUCAACUAUCAAUUUAGAUAUGAUCGGAAAAAGAGAUUGGGAUUGUAAUCGAAGAAUUUUCAUCCUUUUUAAUGAUAAUAAAACUAAUAAAUGUUUGUGUCCACCUAGUUACUUCGGUGAUCGAUGUCAGUGGCAAAACCAACGAAUAAGUUUAACACUUCAAUUAGUACAUCGUGCUGAAACUUAUACUAUUGCAAUAUUUCAAGUUAUUAUUAUGCUUAUCGAUGAACGAAGACAGAUCACAUCAUACCAUGAACAAAUAACAUAUGUACCAAAACGUGAUUGUGGCACAAAAUUUAAUAUUUAUUUACUUUAUCCAAAUCAACCAAAGAAUUAUUUUACUAACUACUCACUAAUAUUGAUAUAUUUGAUAAAAUAUCAUUAA